AUGUCGAGGCAUGAAAGUAAACAGAUAGAAGAGGCAUCUUCCAGUACUCAAAUCGAUGAAGUCGCGGGCUGUGGUAAUAGUAAAAGUAUGCGAGAUAAGGAGCGCGACGCCAGCAUGGCAUGGCGGGCGCGUCCACGUAACAGCUGGCGCAACGGCGAGGCAGCAGCAGGGCUAGUGCGUGGCGGUGGUCGUGUUCCCGGCGAAUUUCGUGGAUGUAGGCGUUGCGGCAAGGAGUUUUGUGACGGUAAACAAAGGUGUAUAGCGAAGCAGGCAGAGUGUUAUUCUUGCAAAGGUCGAGGUCAUUUUGCUCGAAUGUGCAAAAAGGUGACAAAACGUGUGCAUAACUUGAGUGUGAGUUCCGAAGAAUCCAAUAGUGAUAUAAUUUAUAUUAAUAUGAUAAAUUGCAGCAAGAGGUGUGAAGAGUCUCGUGAGUGGUUUGAUAAUUUAUAUUGUAAUGCAUUAGACGUACCAGUUGACCGUGAAAGAAAUCAUCGGGCUAUGCUUAAACAACAAGAAAAGCAAAAGUAUAAUUAUGAUAAAACAACAAAAUGUCUCCCGGUCCUGCAUAAUAACGACAAAGUUGUCAUGGUCGACGGUAAGCAGCGUAAACUUGUAAAAGUUUUGCAUCAGGCAGUUGAACCCAGAUCAUACAUUGUAGAAGAUGAAGCUGGACGUAAAUAUAGGCGAAAUAGGCGUCAUCUAGUGCGCAGACGGGCACAAGCAAAACAUGACAUCAUACAGUCGGGUGACACGGCGUUAACUUCGGACAAAGCGAGCGUAGUAGGCAAAGGUGAGCCAUUUAAAGAGGGCUGUACAAGUAAAUUAAUUUCAGAACAGAAUAGCGAUUCUAAGCAUGCACGUAGUAGCCCUCCAAAAAAUAUUUAUGGGCCUAUUACAAGAAGGCAAGCUAAAUUAUUAUUAAAAAACGAGAAUAAUAUGUAC
This is a messenger RNA of Brenthis ino (lesser marbled fritillary), 942 nucleotides long. The record is from the annotation of a GenBank genome assembly. NCBI's taxonomy places the organism in Eukaryota, Metazoa, Arthropoda, Insecta, Lepidoptera, Nymphalidae.